Molecule: messenger RNA, 722 nt
Organism: Emiliania huxleyi CCMP1516
Lineage: Eukaryota; Haptophyta; Isochrysidales; Noelaerhabdaceae
Exons: 1
Coding region: 163-507 (114 amino acids)
Source: RefSeq, a predicted model, not a curated record
GUGUUCCCACCUGCUCCAUCGCCGGCGUCCGACACGCCAGCUCGAUGGUCCUGCUUCCCCGCGGACCCCAGCCUCGGUGUCGAGCUGUCGGAAGAUGCGCUGCUGUGCGUCCUUUCCAAGCUGACGGCCGUGGACGCGCUGCGGCGAGCCAAGGCGGUCUCCAUGGCGUGGAGACGGGCCGCUCGCGACACGCUCUGCUCUCUUGACUGGCUCGUCUCCAGCGGCGUGACGCUGCUCUCCCUCCUCAAAGUCGGCAGCCCCUCGCCCGCUCUCGCGGUGUCGCUGGCUGAGGCGAGGCCUAGCCUGCUCAAUGAACGGGACGUCGAGGGGAUGUUGCCGCUCCAGUUCGCCGCCGCCUACCGGAAGGGGAGGCCGCUCGUCCUCGCCCUCCGCGAGGUGACCGCUGGGAGAGUGCCGGGCGGCGUGCCGGCCCUGUCAGCGGAGCUCUGCAGGCUCAGGCUCCGCCCAGUCCACACGCGGGUGAGGGAGGCGCCCGUCGCGGCGUGAGUGACGCCGGGCGAGUGGUCCCGUCAGAUGGUCGGAACUAAUCCCGGCAGGUCACCCGGUCGAGGCGAUCGCGGCGUGACUCAGGACCGCGGUUUGAUUGAUGAUGUGUGACCGCGUUUGCGCAGCGCGUCCUGACAGAACACAGAAGCGUUGUUUGCAUGUGCACAUGUGCAUGUGCAUUGCAAUACUCCCAGACGACGCACCCAGCGGAUCGA